Molecule: messenger RNA, 1652 nt
Organism: Ochlerotatus camptorhynchus
Lineage: Eukaryota; Metazoa; Arthropoda; Insecta; Diptera; Culicidae
Product: UDP-glucosyltransferase 2-like
Exons: 5
Coding region: 78-1646 (522 amino acids)
Molecular function (GO): UDP-glycosyltransferase activity
Source: RefSeq, a predicted model, not a curated record
UCAGCUUCAACUGAUUGUCGUGAAAAGAGCUGUCUGCCUUAAUCAGAAGUCAAGGUUGUAUAUCGGUGCUAGCGAAGAUGGAACUACGAAGCCUGGUCGUUGCUGCCUUUUCCCUUACGGUCCUAAGCACCAUCACAGCUGUUCACGGUGCUAACAUUCUGUGCAUUAUGACUGUUCCUAGUCCAAGCCAUCAUAUUUGGAAUCGCGUUUGGAUGGAAGAACUGGUAGACCGAGGACAUAAUUUAACCACCAUCACAAUGGACAGUGACAUAUCGAAACCCAACCUAACUUACAUUCUCAUGGAAAAUGUAUAUCCUGCAUUGUUGGAAGAUCAGGGUGUAGAUUACGUUGAGAUGUCCAAAGAAUCAGCCUUUAAAACAGUGUUUUCGUUCCUUGACUUUUAUACCAGCGUCUGUGAUGGGGUCCUUAAAUCUAAAGGAAUGGAUGUGAUUAUGGCCUAUCCCAACGCUUUUAAAUUUGAUCUUGUCAUAUAUGACUAUGGCUGUGGACCAUGCCUGCUACCGUUACUGCACAAGUUUAACUACCCUCCAAUGGUGUCCCUAACACCGUUCAAUAACCCUCCAUACUCAGUAGACGUCGUAGGUGGUCAUAAACAUUUUGCGUACACUCCGUACUUUGCUCUAAGCUACGACACAAAGAUGAACUUUCUCCAGCGAGCAUAUAACACGUUAUUGAAUCUCCUCAGCUCGGCAUAUCGUAAUUUCUACAUCGUACCAAACGUAGACCGACUUGUUCGGUCGUACUUCAAGUACACCGACAUGCCUUACCUGGGCGAUCUGGAAACGCGUACCCAACUAAUGCUGGUCAACACCAACCCUGCCAUGGAUGCAUUGGAGGCCCUCCCUCCUAACGUGAUUGCUAUUGGUGGAGCCCAUAUCAAAGAACCCAUGCCGUUACCAGAAGACUUGGAAAGAUUCAUCAGUAGUAGCAAGAAGGGAGCCGUUCUCUUUUCCUUGGGGUCCAACGUUCGAAGUGAUAAAAUCGGUGAACACCGACAGAGAAUGUUUAUCGAAGCAUUCCGACAGAUGCCACAGUAUCAUUUCCUAUGGAAAUUCGAAUCUGAUCUUCAACUUGACUUACCACCAAAUGUGAUCAUCAAACGAUGGAUGCCUCAAAAUAGCAUACUUGCCCAUCCUAAGAUAAGAGCGUUUCUAACACAUUCCGGUGGAUUGAGCACGCAAGAAGCAUCUUGGUUCGGAGUUCCACUCAUUGGGAUGCCAUUUUUCAUGGACCAAAUCAGAAAUUGCCACCGAUCGGUAAGUGCAGGGGUAGCUGAGGCACUCGAUUUUCAAUCUCUAUCUGUUGACAAAAUUCGCAACACAGUUCUUAAGGUACUGGAAACUCCAAAGUAUAAGGAUAACAUGAUUCGAAGGUCAAAAUUCUUCCGCGAUCAACCCGAAAAACCGCUAGACCGAGCAAUAUGGUGGAUUGAGUAUGCUAUUCGAAACCCCGAUUUGACUCACAUGAAAUCUCCUUCGCUGGAUUUAGGAACAGUUCGAUCAAACCUGCUGGAUGUUUAUGCAUUGUAUUUGCUUAUCGUCUUCGGUGCAUUUAAGAUUUUAAAGUGUUUAAUUAAAUCUAUUUGCAAGAGACAAAGUCAUAGAAAGUCUUUGAAACGAGAAUAAAGGAAA